Messenger RNA from Cladocopium goreaui, 1660 nucleotides. The record is from the annotation of a GenBank genome assembly. Lineage: Eukaryota; Dinophyceae; Suessiales; Symbiodiniaceae.
CUUUACUGGUGCGGCACCGUGCCCGUGUGCAGUGAACAUGUUGCAGCCUUUGCAGUUGCCGAGAAGAGCCAGGUCGUGGGACCCCAGAGGCUCCAGAGGCAUCGAAAUUCUGAAACCCAAGGUGCGAAACGUGGACGUGGACGAAUCGAAAUUGGCCGAUAUGUUGAGGAGAGCAGAUAUGAAACAAUCGAAGGAAACAACUCUUUCAAGACAUUCACCGCAGACUUUACGUUUGACUCAGUCCUGUGCAUUUUUAGGCGGCAUGACGGGCAUGACGGGCAUGACGGGCAUGACGGGCAUGACAUCGAAAUUUUCACCGGCAGCCUCUUUCCGCCAGCCCAACCGAUCCAUCAUGGCCCGCCUGGCCCGCCAGAGCCCGUCCCCAAAGCAUCGGACCUUUGGACCUUCCCAAGGCAUCACUCAGGGCAUUUUUUACCUUCCUGAGAUCCCCAGCACCCCAGUAGAGAGGCAGAAACCCGAGAAGGCAAAAGAUGAAAAAAUUGUUCCGAAGGUAACAUCCAGGAUCAGAACCAGACAGCUAGAUGGGCUGCAGGAAUUUUCGUUGGAAGCCACGAGAAGUAUCUGGGACUUGGCAGCACAGGAGGUGCGCAAUGGUCGUCAUCGCCCUAGUCACGAUGAAGACAGGGUCCGCCAAGCCAGUAACACACAGGGCACCAACCGAUUUCAGACCUUCGUGCAGCAGUCUGGUCCGGGCGUUCCAGAAUUAUCUCACCGUGUCGGGCUCCCUCAGCAAGUUGCCAAGGAGGCUGCUCAUCUUUUUCAACGCUUUGCUGAGAUACCAAAAGGUGGAACUAUUUUUGACGGGAAAUUGCAGAUUUCACAGCUCACACAGGUUCUGGUGGCCUUGUGCGAUGUUUCUGAUGCAUCAGAAUUGGAUAAGAAAUUUGUAGAUCGCGCAUUUCGGGCUGCAGAUCGUGACUCAGGGGGUUAUAUUGACAUCGAGGAAUUUGCUAUUUGGUAUUCCUCUUUUUGCUUCGCGGAGGAGGUGACCGUUAGACCUCAAGUCCGACAAACCCGAGAAUUAGCACGACAGAUGGGUCUCGAAAUUUGGGCCAUUGAGAAGUUCAGAGUAGCCUUUGACAAAUAUGAUGCCGAUGGAUCUGGUGAGAUCGAGUUUGAUGAGUUUUCGGAUAUGGUCCAGGAACUCUUGAAGAUCCCCACAGGCCAUGAACUUCCACAUGACCGGUUGAUGACAAUGUGGCGAACCGCCGAUGUGCAGCAAAAAGGUUAUCUCGACUUCCGGGAGUUUUGUUUCUUCUACGUUCGCAUGGUCUCGAUGGAAGAAGGCUGCGACCCCAUCAGAGAUUACUACCGUAACGUGAGGAAUGUUCCAGUGGCCCCUCUUUGAUCUUUGAAUAUCCUGAAAUAUCCUGAAAUAUCCUGAAUUCGAAUGUGCCAUACUGAUGCAUCACGAGAUGUCGAAAGCCAACUCGGUAUCAAGUCUGGCGAGCCGAUCGAGCCGAUUUUGCAUGGGAACAGGGCCAUGGCCACACUGUCGUGGGAAGCACGUAGCAACCGUAGCAACCACACCUUUCGGCAGUUCUUGUAUGCUUAGCGGGGGGUACUGGCAGCAAGCCGGGCCCACAAGUUUCGGCCUUGGUGGACUCUUGGUGAACAUCACUCGACGCAUGAUGCGUUU